Molecule: messenger RNA, 1766 nt
Organism: Ostrea edulis (European flat oyster)
Lineage: Eukaryota; Metazoa; Mollusca; Bivalvia; Ostreida; Ostreidae
Exons: 6
Coding region: 121-969 (282 amino acids)
Source: RefSeq, a predicted model, not a curated record
UUGUUUAUUCUUUACGAGUAUACAAUGGUCGGCACACGAUAUUUCCAAUUGUAGACCUUCUCUGGAGCUUCCUCAUUUCGUAAUAACAGAAGUGUUCCUCUUUUCCAACGUACAAAGAAUAUGAAUGGAAUUAUAUAUGCAGUUAACAGUUUGUUAGCUUUGUACUUUGUUUGUGCAGCAUCACCUACAGUAUAUACCUUUGGGAAGAGCUGUUCCUUACACCCACAGCAAAUCAAUGAGGACUCUUCGUUUUAUGUGACAUACUACGAUAUCAAUGGAAGCAGUGAAAUUCGGUGUUCGUACAUGGGGUUCAGUGGUACACAUAUUAAGGACAAAUACAAAAUCUGCACAGCUCCAAUAAUAUUUUCUGAUUCAUCAUGCAGAAUGAAAUUAACACUCCGAAAUAGUUUAAACGGCACGGCGUUGAAGACGUAUGCCUGUAAUGGGAAUCCAAUGUCUGAAAUAUGUGCAAAGGAAGGGGAAGAUCUAUAUAUUGUUGGUGAACUCUUCCCUCUCAGUAAUUGGACACGAAGAGAAUUCCUUUUUUGUGUGUAUGUUUCGAAGACUUAUGAUUACGUGGGCACAGUAGCUGGAGUUUCAGUCGGAGUUGCUGGGAGCUGUAUUUUAAUGCUUACUGUUGUCUUCUUGAGGUGUCGAAAGAUGAAACCGUCCGGUCCCUCUCCGAGACAUCGACUUGUUUCUUUUUGCUGUGGACACACACAUUCGAGUGAUGACCGUUAUCGAUCACCGGAAACUUUGGAGCAGACAAACAGUUGGGCAUCUAAUUGCAGUCAGCUCUCAUCCGAAAACUUCGUUCCGUCAUCUCCAUGUUCGAAUGACUUGUUCAAAAUUAUUCCAUUAACGUCAAGGGAGAACCGUGUUACAACCAACCUAGGAGCCCCUCCUCCGUAUGAGACGCGUGCAGAUACAUCAUUUAACCCUCCAGACUAUUCUUCACUGUACAUGUAAAAACAGAGAUGCCUCAAUUGCGUUUUCUUCUUGUGUUCAUUGUUAACUCAAAGUAUUGGAUAACCCGUCAUACAUCUUAAGUACUCCGUUAUUAAUCAUUUUAGAAUUCUAGCAAAAAGGGUCCUUAGGUAUAUUAGUACUAAAGUGUGAACAAUAGAGAACAUCCCUCAAAAUAUUAGAGCAAUGUUAAUUGUCGUUAAAAUAUUACAGUCAGUCAAAGAUAACAACUGAAUCGUGAUUGGAAAUCAUGACCUAUUUCUUUACAAGUAUGCAAGAAAUGACGUUACGUUUUUUCAUUAUGACGUUUUUUGAAAAAAAAUUGUUGUAUAAGAUAAGGGCCUUUUUGCUAGGAACGGCUCAUUUAAGAAAUAAAUCACGCCAUUUUAAAGUGUACAUGUUAACAGCAUUUAACAUAUUUUUGUGAUAUAGUGGUCGUUACAUGUAUAUAUGCAAUAAUAAUUUCAAUAUAAAGAAGCUUAAGGUCAUGUGUCUAGCUUUGAAAAAUCAAAAUAUGUACAUGAAAUAAUCGGCUUUAUUCUGCUCGUGUGGCUGUCGCAUACCUUUUUUGAUCACAUUAGGGAAUAACUAUCUUCUUGUUUGUUAUUUGAAACCGUUAAUACAGCAGACUCGCUAAACAAAGGUGAAUGCGAGUGUCCAUUAAACCAGCAUUAGCGUUCGCAUAUAACAAAUGAUAGAAUGGUUAUUCCCAUUCUAAUGUAAUUUUAAAAGUUUAGGUCUUAUAUAUGUCGUUGAGAUUUGUUUUAAUUUUUGUUUUAAGAAAUACUUUACGAAAUGUU